Molecule: messenger RNA, 1189 nt
Organism: Drosophila kikkawai
Lineage: Eukaryota; Metazoa; Arthropoda; Insecta; Diptera; Drosophilidae
Product: probable phosphoserine aminotransferase
Biological process (GO): L-serine biosynthetic process
Cellular component (GO): cytoplasm
Molecular function (GO): O-phospho-L-serine:2-oxoglutarate transaminase activity; pyridoxal phosphate binding
Source: RefSeq, a predicted model, not a curated record
ACACUUUUAGUUCAUAUUUUGCGGCUUUCCGGAGAGGUUCACAGAUCGCAGACGUCUUAGUAGACGACAUAAACAACAUGGUUAUCAAUUUUGCCGCCGGUCCAGCCAAGUUGCCUGAAGAGGUCCUCAAAGAGGUCCAGACCAACCUCCUCGACUGCAAUGGCAGUGGCAUUUCUGUGAUGGAGAUGUCCCAUCGCUCCAGCAACUAUGCCAAAAUCCAGGAGACAGCCAUCAAUGAUCUGAGAGAGCUCUUGAAUGUGCCCAGCAACUACAAGAUCCUCCUAAUGCAGGGCGGCGGCACUGGACAGUUUGCGGCAGUGGCUUUGAACCUGAUAGGAAUCACUGGCACCGCGGAUUACGUGAUCACCGGCUCAUGGUCCUCCAAGGCGGCCAAGGAGGCGGCUCAGUAUGGCAAAGUCAACGCCGUGCUGCCCAAGGUGGACAGGUAUACAUCCGUGCCGCGACAGAGCACCUGGAAGCUGGAUCCGAAGGCUUCAUAUGUCUACUACUGUGACAACGAGACUGUGGAGGGCGUAGAGUUUGACUUUGUGCCCGAGAUUCCAGCGGGUGUUGCUCUGGUGGCCGACAUGUCCUCGAACUUUCUGUCCCGACCCAUUGAUGUGUCCAAGUUUGGUGUGAUCUUUGCCGGAGCACAGAAGAACAUUGGACCAGCGGGCACCACAGUGAUCAUUGUCCGGGAGGAUUUGAUAGGCAAGCACAUGAAGAUCACACCCUCCAUCCUUAACUUUGAGCUGAUGGACAAGAACGCCUCGCUGCUGAACACUCCGCCUACUUUUGGCAUCUAUGUGAUGGGCUUGGUCUUCAAAUGGAUCAAACGCAAUGGCGGUGUCGAAGGCAUGGCCAAGCUGGCCGCAUCCAAGUCCAAGCUCAUCUAUGAAACCAUCGAGCAGUCCAAUGGCUUCUACUAUUGUCCCUUGGAUGCGAAUGUCCGCUCGCGCAUGAACGUGCCCUUCCGGAUCGGCAGUGCCACUGGCAACGAUGCUUUGGAGAAGGAGUUCUUAGCCAAGGCCGAGGCGGAGGGCAUGAUCCAGCUGAAGGGUCAUCGCUCAGUGGGCGGAAUUCGAGCCUCGCUCUACAAUGCCAUAACGUUCACAGAGACCCAGAAGCUGGCCAGUCUCAUGCUGAACUUUUACAAGAACAAUAAAAACUAGAGGAGUAUGUUCCCGUG